AUUUAAUUUCUGGAAUGUUAUUAAUUUCGAUUUAUAAUUUGAAUGCAAUAAUUAAAAAAUUUCAUUGGAUAAGUGUGUAAAUUCAUAAUGUAAUAUAGAAUGUUAUUUAAUCAUGAUUAACAUUCCACUUUUAAGGAGUUUAAAUGGUAAAUUUUCAACCAUAACUCCUAAAUACGUUCGUACCUUUUCUAACACUAGUGACUUUUCCGAAAUUGUUAUGAACGUUUUAUCGAAUUAUAAGUCAACGAAGGUUAAAAAGGUUUUUGUACUUGAAAAGAUAACUAAAUAUGAUUUGGAAAUUCAAAAUGGUUUAUCGCCAGCUCAAAUUUAUAAAACAUUUCCACUGGCUUAUAACACACAUCUAACUCAUAAAAAGAUUAUGGACUCAUUAAUUUAUCAUUUAAAAAAUGUUUAUAAACUUGAAACCGAAGUAGUUAAAGCACAAUCAAAAGGACUUUUACCAUUCGAAGGAUCAAAGAAUACUAAGAGAGUCAGACCAGACCUUGUAAUCGCAGCAGGAGGCGAUGGAACGUUCUUGGAGGGAGCUUCAUUGAUCCCGGCAGACCAGCUUUAUGACACACCAAUAUGGCUGGCAGGACUUAACACGGACCCUGAAAGGAGCAUGGGUACGUUAUGCAUGUCGUACUUUGGUCCAAAAAACGAACAACAUUUUAACUGUGGAUAUUACGACUAUGAGAAGUGCCAGCCAACGUCUAAAGAGGGUUUAAAUUCACCAAAAUCUGAUUCACCUGACCCAUUUGAUAGUUCUAGCGUCUUUUAUAAGAAUUUGAAAGAGUUUUGUAGUUAUUCAUAUAACAGAAUGACUGAGAAGAAACUAUACUUUGAUAAUCCUAGUUUGUACCAUUCAGAAGACAACUCUCCAAUUCCCAUUAAAAGUGAUGAUGUACUACUUACCUAUGACCAGUACGUUAGAGUGUUACUUGAUAACUUGCUGAAUUUUAAUUUACACCCGAUACCAAGGCAGAGAUUGAGGUUAAAGCUGUUUAAAAGAAAGAUGUUAAACUUCAAUAAGUCAAAACCUGAUGAAACGGAUGAGAGUUUAAAUAGUUGUUUUGACAACAGCGUGAUUGAGAAGAUACUUGUAAGAAACUCAAGUUCGAGUUUUGAGGAGAAGGAGCUUAUCAACUACCACCCCUCAGAUACAGAUUCAUACUCGUUGCCUUACGGAAUCGUUAACGAUGUUAUGAUCACAGGAGAGGACUUUGGAAAGUCCUUUUACUCGAUAGUACAAGUGGAUGAUAAGCCCUUAAAAAGAGUAAAAUCUUCAGGAAUUCUAAUAACUUCGGGGACUGGGUCUACAGCUUGGGCAUACAACAUCUCAAAAAUUAAUUUUUUCAAGGGGACCAGUUUAAUUAAAUGCUUACUUGAGCAUCCAGAUGUUCCUAAAUCACUUGAAAAUUCCAUAAAUGAUGAGAUAAUUAAGGAGUCUAUUGAGUGUUUUAACCAUAAGCUUAAGAUGGAUCCAAGUAGGUCAGUUAUGAGAUGUUUAAUCAGAGAGGAGAUAUCAAACAAGACAACCGACGAAACUAAUUUCUACAGCUGUAAACAAGUAAAGGUGGUUCCUCUAUGUAAAAAUGCAGUUGCAUGUGCUGACGGCUCAACAAGAGUUACACUUGAUUACGGGGAUGUGGUCCUGAUUAAAACUUUUGAAAGUGACUUGAUAUGGUCAUUAAUAUGAUUUAUACUAAA
Messenger RNA from Theileria parva strain Muguga, 1710 nucleotides. RefSeq lists its product as uncharacterized. The transcript has 5 exons. Gene Ontology annotation, biological process: NAD+ metabolic process. Gene Ontology annotation, cellular component: mitochondrion. The record is from RefSeq and is a predicted model, not a curated record. Gene Ontology annotation, molecular function: NAD+ kinase activity. NCBI's taxonomy places the organism in Eukaryota, Apicomplexa, Aconoidasida, Piroplasmida, Theileriidae. The coding region runs from base 113 to 1699 and encodes 528 amino acids.